Molecule: messenger RNA, 4321 nt
Organism: Phanerochaete carnosa HHB-10118-sp
Lineage: Eukaryota; Fungi; Basidiomycota; Agaricomycetes; Polyporales; Phanerochaetaceae
Exons: 11
Coding region: 46-4029 (1327 amino acids)
Biological process (GO): transmembrane transport
Cellular component (GO): membrane
Molecular function (GO): ATP binding; ABC-type transporter activity; ATP hydrolysis activity
Source: RefSeq, a predicted model, not a curated record
GUCGUCGACCCUCUCCAGCCUUUAUAAGGCUCCAGCGACGCCAGCAUGGCCGCAGAGUCGACGCACUCGGACGUUCCCACAAACGAGAAGGCGGAAGGGCAGCAGGCCCAGCAAGAGCUCGAGCAGCAAAAGCCAAAGAAGGGUAUCUUCUCCAGGAAGCCGAAAGCAGCAGCAACUCAGCUCGACGAGAAGUCAGAUGGCCGUACUGCCGACGCUCCCCCACCAGUGGUCAAGAAGGACAUUCCGCCUGCAUCAUUCACCUCCCUGUUCAGGUUCUCCACUCCCUUUGAACUCUUCUUGGAUGCAAUCGGCUUGGUUUGUGCAGCAGCGGCAGGUGCCGCACAGCCUUUAAUGAGUCUACUGUUCGGUCGACUCACUGAAAACUUCGUUAGCUUCGGGCAGACUAUAAAUGAGGGAGGAGCAGACUUGGCUUCCGCCGCCGCCAACUUCCGGCACGCCGCUGCUCUCAAUGCAUCUUAUCUUGCCUACAUCGGCCUUGGUAUGCUGUUCGCAACGUUCGUCUAUAUGUACGUUUGGGUCUACACUGCCGAAGUCAACGCAAAGCGGAUCCGCGAGCGUUACUUGCAAGCCAUCCUCCGUCAAGAUAUCGCUUACUUCGACAAUGUCGGUGCAGGAGAGGUUGCUACCCGUAUCCAGACGGACACCCAUCUUGUGCAGCAGGGUAUCUCUGAGAAGGUCGCUUUAGUCGUGAACUUCGGCGCGGCGUUUGUGACUGGCUUCGUGCUUGCCUAUAUCAAGUCCUGGCGUCUGGCUCUUGCGCUUUCUUCCAUCCUGCCGUGUAUCGGCAUCACCGGUGCCGUCAUGAACAAGUUCAUUUCUACCUACAUGCAGCUCUCGCUCAAGCAUGUGGCGGAAGCCGGUACUCUCGCGGAAGAGGUCAUCUCCACUGUUCGUACUGCACAUGCUUUUGGUUCCCAGAAGGUUCUUGGGGACUUGUACGACGUCUUCAUCGGCAAGGCUCGCAAGGCUGACAUGAGUGCGGCUUUUUGGCAUGGCGGAGGACUUGCCUCAUUUUUCUUCAUCAUUUACAACGCUUAUGCUCUGGCUUUCUACUUCGGAACGACACUCAUCAACCGUGGCGAAGCGAAUGCUGGUGACGUCGUCAACGUCUUUUUCGCUAUCCUUAUCGGGUCGUUCUCUCUCGCGUUGCUUGCUCCCGAGAUGCAAGCUAUCACACAUGCUCGUGGUGCUGCAGCGAAGCUGUACGAAACCAUCGACCGUGUCCCCACGAUCGACUCGUCGUCCCCUGCCGGUCUCAAGCCUGAGAGCUGCGUUGGUGAGAUCUCGCUCGAGCACGUCAAGUUCAACUACCCAUCUCGCCCAAAUGUUCCGAUUGUCAAGGACCUCUCGGUUACAUUCCCAGCUGGCAAGACCAUUGCGCUCGUCGGUGCAUCUGGCUCCGGAAAGUCUACCAUCAUCUCUUUGGUCGAACGCUUCUACGACCCACUCGAGGGAGCUGUUCGACUCGAUGGCAUCGAUCUGCGAGAGCUCAACGUCAAGUGGCUCCGCUCGCAAAUCGGCCUCGUAUCCCAGGAACCGGUAUUGUUCGCCACGACUAUCAGGGACAACGUCGCGCACGGUCUUAUUGGCACGAAAUGGGAACACGCUUCGGAAGAUGAGAAGAUGGCGUUGAUCAAAGAGGCAUGCAUCACGGCCAACGCAGACGGCUUCAUUUCCAAGCUGCCGCUCGGCUACCAGACUAUGGUCGGCGAACGUGGCUUCCUCAUGUCUGGCGGCCAGAAGCAGCGCAUCGCCAUCGCGCGUGCCGUCGUCUCGGAUCCUCGCAUUCUGCUCCUCGACGAGGCCACUAGUGCAUUGGACACGCAGAGUGAGGGUAUUGUGCAGAACGCGCUCGACAAGGCUGCCGCGGGCCGCACGACGAUCACAAUCGCGCACCGACUCUCAACAAUCAAGGAUGCGGACCGUAUCUAUGUUAUGGGUGACGGCCUCGUCCUCGAGUCCGGAACGCACAACGAGCUCCUUCAGAACGAGAACGGCCCGUACGCGCGCCUCGUGAGUGCCCAGAAGCUCCGUGAAGCCCGCGAGAAGGCAUCGCAGCCUAAGGACGAUGACGGUAGCGACACCGUAGCUGGCCACGAGACCCAUGAAGAGAGCAUUGAGAAGCAGGUAGAAGAGGAGAUCCCGCUCGGUCGCUCGCAGACGGGCACGCGCUCGCUUGCUUCAGAGAUCCUCGAGCAGCGCGGCCAGGGAAAGGAGACGGACAAGGCACAAAAAUACUCGUUCUUCUACCUAUUCAAGCGCAUAGGCAAAAUCAACCGUGAUAUGUGGCCCCAGUACCUCAUAGGGGUUAUUGCGGCAUUCUUGACCGGCUCUGUCUAUCCUUCCUUCGGUCUCGUCUUUGGUAAAGCAAUCAACACCUUUUCGCUCACGGACCCACACGAGCGCCGUGUCCAGGGCGACCGCAACGCGCUGUACUUCUUCAUUAUCGCCCUCAUCUCGACAGUGACCAUUGGCAUUCAGAACUACAUAUUCAGUGCUACGGCGGCGGCGCUGACCAGCAAGCUUCGUUCGAUCGGCUUCCAUUCUAUCCUCCGCCAGGAUAUCGAGUUCUUCGACAAGGACGAGAACAGCACGGGUCAGCUUACGUCCAGCUUAAGCGACAAUCCGCAGAAGAUACACGGUCUCGCCGGCGUCACACUUGGUACCAUCGUUCAGAGUGCGGCAACGCUCGUCGUUGGUUUAAUCCUGGGUAUUGUCUUUGCGUGGAAGCUUGGUCUCGUCGGUCUUGCCUGCGUUCCGCUUGUCAUCUCGGGCGGUUUCGUUCGUCUGCACGUCGUCGUUCUCAAGGAUCAGAAGAACAAAAAGGCGCACGAGCGCUCCGCUCACCUCGCCUGCGAAGCUGCUGGUUCCAUCCGUACAGUUGCUUCGCUUACCCGUGAGGAGGACUGCCUCCGUCUGUACAGCGAGUCGCUGGAGGGCCCGCUCCGGGAUUCCAAGGUUAGCUCGUUCUGGUCCAACUUGCUCUUCGCGGCCACGCAGGCAAUGUCUUUCUUCGUUAUCGCGCUCGUUUUCUGGUAUGGCUCGCGCCUCGUCUCGACUCAGGAGUUCGGCACUUUCCAGUUCUUCGUCGCGCUUCAAACGACCGUCUUCGGUUCCAUACAAGCCGGCAAUGUAUUCUCGUUCGUGCCCGACAUGUCCUCUGCUAGGGGUGCCGCGGCGGACAUUGUCGACCUCCUGGACUCCGAGCCCAGCAUUGACGCCGACAGUACCGAGGGCAAGAUCCCGCAGAAUGUCAAGGGCCGGAUUCGCUUCGAGAACAUCCACUUCCGGUAUCCCACCCGCCCCGGUGUGCGCGUUCUGCGCGACCUCAACCUCACUGUUGAGCCUGGCACCUACGUGGCGCUUGUCGGCGCGUCAGGAUGUGGAAAGAGUACGACCAUCCAGCUCGUCGAGCGGUUUUACGAUCCGCUUGCGGGCACCGUCUACCUCGAUGAACAGCCCAUCACGGAGUUCAACGUCUUCGAGUAUCGCAAGCACAUCGCUCUGGUCUCUCAGGAGCCAACGCUGUAUGCUGGCACCAUCCGCUUCAACAUCCUCCUUGGUGCGACGAAGCCCGCCGAAGAAGUCACACAAGAGGAGAUCGAGGCCGCAUGUCGUAAUGCGAACAUCCUCGAAUUCGUCAAGUCAUUACCAGACGGCUUCGACACCGAGGUUGGUGGUAAGGGCUCCCAGCUCUCCGGUGGCCAAAAGCAGCGUAUUGCGAUUGCGCGGGCGCUGCUGCGGAAUCCGAAGGUGCUGCUACUUGAUGAGGCGACGUCUGCGCUCGACUCGACCUCGGAGAAGAUUGUGCAGGAAGCACUCGACAGUGCUGCCAAGGGCCGGACAACGAUCGCGAUUGCGCAUCGUUUAUCGACCAUCCAGAACGCAGAUUGCAUAUACUUCAUCAAGGAUGGCGCAGUCAGCGAAUCUGGCACCCACGACGAGCUCAUCGCGCUGCGUGGGGGCUACUACGAAUAUGUCCAGAUGCAAGCACUCAGCAAGAACUAAUAGACAGGCAUCUUUUCACAAGAUUCCGUCCGCACGUACUAUCCUGUAGAUGGGACUCACGACCUUUCCAUUGACGCAACGCUCUCACGCUGUCCGAUGACGCCCUCACCCCCUCUCUCGGAUUAAUCCACUUGCAUGACAUUGCAUUUCUCGGGCACACCCCUUUCAUCCGUAUAUCAAUUUAGUUGCCAACGUUAGUUUGGUUACUUUCGCACUUAGUGUCAUGUAGGGAUCUUUGGGCCAGCAGCGCCAUCGUUGCUAUAAGACUUUUCUGGAACGUGGAAUGGCGAAC